AUGCCGCUCGACGCGCGGAGGCUCGUCGCGCAAGGACUCGCAACAAUGGUCGCGCUGCGCCUCGGCUUCCUGACGAUGCAGGCGCUCGUGCGACGCAGGCGGCGCGGCGUCGCGCGGUCCGUCUUCGGCGACGCGCGCGCGGAGUACUUCAACGGCGGCGAGGCCAGCAUCGCCGCCGUGCUCGGCCCGGCGAGCGCGCGGGGCCUCCAGGUCAUUUUCGACUUCGACCGCACGCUCACGGCGUCGAAUUCGUCGCAGUGCCACGACGGCCUCCGCCGCGUCGACGACGCGUCGCUCGCGGCCGCGCUCGAGCCCUACUGGCGCUUCGGCGACGCGGGCGGGCCGCCGCCGAUCCGCGGGCGGCCCAUGCGGAGCUGGUGGGACGACGUGCACGGCCUCCUCGCGACGCACGGGGUGACCAUGGCGGCGCUCGAGGCCGCGGACGCGAAGGAUCCCGCGGUCCUCCGGCCGGGAGCUGCCGCGGCGCUGCGGGAGCUGCGGCGCCUCGGCGUGCCGACGCUCGUCGUGUCCGCGGGCCUCGAGCACGUCAUCCUCGGCGCGCUCGCGAGGGCGGGCUUCGACGACGCGGCGCCCGCGCUCGACGGGGGGGGGCACGAAGGGAUCAAA
Aureococcus anophagefferens is the source of this 627-nucleotide messenger RNA. RefSeq lists its product as hypothetical. Gene Ontology annotation, cellular component: cytoplasm. The transcript has a single exon. The record is from RefSeq and is a predicted model, not a curated record. Lineage: Eukaryota; Pelagophyceae; Pelagomonadales; Pelagomonadaceae. Gene Ontology annotation, molecular function: 5'-nucleotidase activity. The annotation marks the transcript as partial.